Molecule: messenger RNA, 1195 nt
Organism: Bombus impatiens (common eastern bumble bee)
Lineage: Eukaryota; Metazoa; Arthropoda; Insecta; Hymenoptera; Apidae
Exons: 5
Coding region: 29-1051 (340 amino acids)
Source: RefSeq, a predicted model, not a curated record
UGAAUUCUUUGAUGUGUCCAAAUUGUUUAUGUGUAACAUGAAGUACUAUAGAUUAAUAUCAUUAAUCUUUAUUUUAUAUCAUAUUGUAGUGUAUACACACAAUGUCUCUUGCACUAAAAUUCACAAUUUACAACCAUUUACAUCAAUAAAGUUCAAUUAUUCUAAUUACAAUAUACGUUCUGGAAAGCAAUUGAAGGAAAUUGAUUUGAGUACCAACUCCAAAGCACUGACUGAACAAAAGCAGCGAGAUUCGCGUGGUGUAUCAAGCUCUAAUCGACAUCUUAAACUAGGUGAUGCUCACCAAGUUGCAAACUAUUUUCUCACUGGAGGACCAUUAAAAGGUCAUGCACAUUUCGUAAGAGAUUGUGAUUCAAAUAAUGAUGACAAUGAUACAGAAAAAACAAGUAAUCCUACUAUUAAGACUAAUACAGAUUUACUUAUAAAUGAACAGGAUUCAAACACAACUUCAUCCGAUUCUAUUGUUGGGGCUCCUUUACCACAUAUUCCUCUACCACAUAUUCCUCCACCACAUAUUCCUCCAGUACCACAUAUUCCUCCACUACCUAUUCCUCCGCAUUUGAAUUCCAUUUUACAUCCAGCUUUAAAUACAAUAAGUAGAUUACCACAUUUGCUAGGGAAUAAUUUUUUACAAUCUGUAUUACACCCUGAUUUACAUCCACAUAUCAAUACAUUACAUGAUAUUCCUAGUACAUUAGUAAAAACAGUUAGUGCGCCAGUAAGUGAGUUAAUAAAUGCCAGAUCAGAGCUCCAAGAUAUGUUGCACCCAAAUGGAUCGUUUCUUAGAAGUAUCAAUGAAGCACGAGAAAAUAGAAAAGCAAGGAAAAAUCUUAAGAACAAUUUAAUGUUUCCAAUUGGACAACCACCUAUUGUAGGAUUAGCUCAACCAAAUUCCGACAAGAAUGUUCCACUAUCGAGUAUGAUCGAACCACAUCUUCCAAUAUCUCAUCCUCCUCCUAGUGGUUAUAUAGUGCACUAUGUACCACACAAUACAGAAACAGCAUUACAAUCUCCAACUGGUUCAUCGAAGUAAUUACCUUCGAAUUCUGAGAAUAAUAAUUUGAAUAUUCAAAACGAUCGAACAAAUUCCUUCAAUAGUAAAGUACCAAGAUGUAAAUGAAAACAAACAAUUAACACGACUAUCAGGAUUACAAAAUAAUGAUGAAUAAUAAAAGAA